Solanum verrucosum is the source of this 1403-nucleotide messenger RNA. RefSeq names its product protein trichome birefringence-like 19. Gene Ontology annotation, molecular function: O-acetyltransferase activity. The record is from RefSeq and is a predicted model, not a curated record. The coding region runs from base 73 to 1374 and encodes 433 amino acids. The transcript has 3 exons. Lineage: Eukaryota; Viridiplantae; Streptophyta; Magnoliopsida; Solanales; Solanaceae. Gene Ontology annotation, cellular component: Golgi apparatus.
UAUAUUUUACAUUAAUUUGCUCUCCAACUCUCAAGAAUCUAGUGAUUUUCACUAUCUGUUGAAGUAUAACAGAUGAAGGGUGGUGUAGCAGAGUUGUUUGAUAGCUUCAGAAAAAUUGUUCUGCCAAUCGCGACGUUACUGCUUUUACUCAAAAUUAGCUACUCUUCAUUUGAUUCUACCACUGAUUCUUUGCUGCAAAAUUUUGAAUCAAGUCAAAAUGGAUCACUCCCUCUUGAUCAGCCGGAGCAAGUUUCUCCAGGAAUUACUGGUACUAGUACUAACUAUUCGGCGAAAACAGGGAUAAGGCAGCAAACAUGUAACAUCUUUGUGGGAAAAUGGGUACCAUAUUCAAAGGGACCAUACUAUACAAAUGAAACAAACUGUGUGAUCGAUGAUCGACAGAAUUGUAUGAAAUAUGGAAGACCGGAUAGUGAUUUCAUACAUUGGAGAUGGAAGCCAAAUGAUUGUGAGCUUCCACUAUUUGAUGCUACUCAAUUUCUGCAACUUGUUCGUGGAAAGACUUUGGCUUUUGUUGGAGACUCACUAGCAAGAAAUCAAAUGCAGUCACUUGUGUGCCUUCUAGCUAAUGCGUCCAUUCCUGUAGACGUAUCGGAGACUACGGACACAAGAUACAGGCGAUGGUUGUAUAAAGAUUACAACUUCACAAUCAUGGCCCUCUGGUCUCCACAGUUGAUCAAAUCCUACGACUCUGAUCCUACUGGCGAUCCCUAUUACAGUCUCAUGAAUCUGUAUCUCGACAAGGCUGAUGAUGUCUGGGCAAGUCAGGUUGACAAAGCUGAUAUUGUCAUAAUCUCUGGAGGCCAAUGGUUCUUUAGGCCAUUUAUGUACUACGAAAACGAUCAGCUCAUCGGAUGUCACAAAUGCAAUCAAAAGAAUGUUACAAAACAUACUCAUUACUAUGGAUACAGAAUGGCAUUUCGUACAGCUUUCAAGACCCUUUUAAGCAUGAAGAAAUUAAAGGGUCGAUUGGUAAUGCUAAGGCCAUUCUCCCCUGCACAUUUUGAGAAUGGGGAUUGGAAUAACGGAGGGAAUUGCAACAGAACAAGACCAUUCAAUAAUCAAGAAAUGAAGUUGGAUGGAUACGAAUUGAAGAUGUAUAUGAUUCAAUUGGAGGAAUUUAAGGUAGCAGAAAAGGAAGGUAGAAAAAGGGGUAGUGUCAAGUUCAAAUUUCUUGAUACAACUGAAGCAAUGGUAAUGAGACCAGAUGGACAUCCAAAUCAUUAUGGACAUUGGCCACAUGAAAAGAAAUUGCCUGAUUGUGUGCAUUGGUGUAUGCCAGGCCCUGUUGAUACUUGGAAUGAGCUUUUGUUAGCAACUUUAAAGAUGGAAGGAGAUGAAUUUAUUCAGAGAUAGAAACAGAAUUAUGCUUAGAAUUUGGUAAC